UGUUCUGUCCGUCUGCGCGCCGGGACAAGGGAUGUAUUAGUGUCUCCCUUGGGGACCGUGGAGGAGAAUGCACCUCUCUCUCUCUCGCUCUCCCCUCUGCACACUCACACUUCCCCCCUGUUGGUGAUGCUUUUGUGACAAAAAAAGGGAAUAAAAAACAAAAUUACACAGGUUUGAUCAUGGCAGACAAAGACAGCGUGGAGAAAUUCCUGGAGAGCAACCCGCAGUUUGCCAAAGAGUACUUUGACAAGAAGCUGCGCGCAGAGGCCCUGGCCACAGCCUUCUCCGCACCUGUCGACGUCAAGGACGCCGCGUCUUUCAAGGAUGUUAACUCGGUGCAAGAAGCCGCCAUCAUCUUCGACCUGGUGCAGGAGCUGCAGAAGCCCGGGGACAUGGAGAAGUCCCUGCACAAAGCGCUGCAGAGGAUCGCGCUCAUCAUCCAAGCGGACAAGGUCAGUUUCUUCAUGAGCCGCUCCAGAAACGGAAUACCUGAGCUGGCCACGUCCCUCUUCGACGUGACCACGACGACCAAAUACGAGGCGAAUCUGGUCCACCCGCAGGCUGAGAUCGUGUUCCCUCUGGACAUGGGCAUUGUCGGCUACACCGCGCACUGCAAAAAGCCCCAAAAUGUUCCCGACGUCACCAAGAAUUCAAAGUUCUGUGACUUUGUGGACAAGCAGACGGGAUAUAAGACCAAAUGCAUGCUCACUUUCCCCCUGCUGGCUGAGAAAGAAUGCCUCGGAGUCGCCACGGUGAUGAACAAAAUCGGGGCUGAUCACUUCUCUCCAGAGGAUGAGGCUCUUUUCCACAAGUACAUGAACUUUGCUCAAGUCAUUGCCCUGCAACAUUACACGGCCUACAUGUUCAAUGUGGAGUCCAGGAGGAGUCAGGUGCUGCUCUGGUCGGCCAGUAAAGUAUUUGAGGAGUUGACAGACAUUGAGAGACAGUUCCACAAAGCUCUCUACACUGUCAGGACAUAUCUACUAUGUGAACGAUACUCAGUGGGCCUGUUGGAUAUGACCAAAGAAAAGGAAUUCUAUGAUGAAUGGCCGGUGAAAUUGGGAGACGUUGAACCCUAUAAAGGUCCUAAAACACCAGAUGGCAGGGAAGUCAACUUUUACAAGAUCAUUGACUACCUGCUGGAAGGAAAAGAAGAAAUCAAAGUCAUACCCGGUCCACCUGCAGAUCACUGGGCUCUAGUCAGUGGACUGCCCUCCUACGUCGCAGAGAAUGGAUUUAUUUGCAACAUGAUGAAUGUGGCUGCGGACGACUUCUUCACUUUCCAGAAAGAGGCUGUGGAUGAUACGGGUUUCGUCAUCAAGAACGUCUUGUCGCUGCCGAUUGUCAACAAGAAGGAAGAAAUCGUGGGCAUCGCCACGUUCUUCAACAGGAAAGACGGCCGACCGUUUGACGAACACGACGAACAGAUUACAGAGGCCCUGACACAGUUCCUGGGCUGGUCCGUGUUAAACUGCGACACCUACGACAGGCUGAACCGCAUGGAGUACAGGAAAGACAUCGCCCAAGAGAUGCUCAUGUACCAAACCAGGUGCACACAAGAUGAGCUGCAGUCCAUUUUGAACACCAAAGAAAAGUUUGAUGCAGAGCCCGAAGACUGCGACCCGAAAGAUAUGUACAAGCUGUUGAGAGGAACUUGUCCACCGGCUAACGACGUCAACGGAGAGGAUCUGUACAAGUUCUCCUUCAGUGACUUCCCCGUUUCAGAGUUUGGCCUCAUCAAAGCUGGCAUUCGCAUGUUCUUUGAGCUUGGAGUCGUUGAAAAGUUUAAAGUUCCCCCAGAGACACUGACGAGGUGGAUGUACACAGUGAGGAAGGGUUACCGUGCCAUCACCUACCACAACUGGAGGCACGGCUUCAACGUUGGCCACACCAUGUUCUGCCUGCUCCAGACAGGGAAGCUGAGGAAGUACUACUCUGAUCUAGAUGCCUUUGCCAUGGUGGCUGCUGCUUUCUGCCAUGAUAUUGACCACAGAGGAACCAACAACCUCUACCAGACCAAAAGUGCACAUCCUCUUGCCAAACUCCACGGCUCUUCCAUCAUGGAGAGGCACCACUUGGAGUACAGCAAGACCCUCAUGGGCGAGGAGAGUCUGAACAUCUUCUGCAACCUCCAGAAGCGUCAGUUUGAGAACGUGCAGCACUUGUUUGACGUCUGCAUCAUCGCCACUGAUCUGGCCCUUUACUUCAAAAAGAGGACCAUGUUCCAAAACAUUGUGAACGCUACAGAGCCGAUGCCAGAUGAAAAGGAGGCCAUCGCCUAUAUUUCCAACAACCCCACCAGGAAGGAGAUCGUCAUGGCCAUGAUGAUGACCGGCUGUGACUUGUCAGCCAUCACCAAACCCUGGGAGGUGCAGAGCAAGGUGGCUCUGAUGGUCGCUGCUGAAUUCUGGGAGCAGGGCGAUUUGGAGAGAAGUGUUUUGGACCAACAGCCCAUUCCCAUGAUGGACAGAAACUGUGCCGAGCAGCUACCCAAGAUGCAGUGCGGUUUCAUUGACUUUGUGUGCUCGUUUGUGUACAAGGAGUUCUCCAGGUUCCACAAGGAGAUCCAGCCCAUGUUUGACGGUCUGAACAACAACAGGGCACACUGGAACGAGCUGGCUCAGGUGUACGACGCAAAGAUGAAGGCCAUCGAGGAUGAGAAGAAGAAAGUGGAGGACGGAGCCAGCAAACCAGACGGAGGAAAGUCCAAGACCUGCACCAUCUCCUAAAUUCUUUGCAGUGCUUGAUCUGGACUGAUGCAGUCUGGUUAGGACUCAUCUAGGCUACACUAGCCUAAAAUUCUGGUCUGAUGUUUAUCUAGUUGGAUCUUUGCUAGACUAGCUCAGUCUAGUCUGAUUAACAUCAGUGUUAGUUCUCUGUGGUUAAGUGCUGUCUGCUCUGGUACAGUCCAGUCUGGUCAAAGAUACCUGGUCUGGUCCAUUUCAGUCUGGAGUCUCACCUAGUCAGGUUUGGGUCUGCAGUCCAGUCUGAAUUAGGCAAGGUUUAAUUAUAGGAGAGUCAAAAUCACCAAGAAGUAAUGCUGGGACCUUCUUUCCUCUCUUUUGUUCUAGACUUAAAUACAUACUGUAGAGUUCCUCCCUGAGUCUGAAAACAUGGCUGCCAGUGGGAUGUCACUUCAUUUUGCUGUUACGACGACAUUUUCUGACCGAAAACUGAAGUUUGUGUCACUCUGCAAACCUCUUGCACCAAAGCCCAGAGAGAAAAUUAGCAAUUAUACAUGACGGCACACAGGAGAUGUUUUAUUAUUUUGUGACUUCUGUGUAUGAAAUCCAGUGUCUGGAUUAAAUUAAGUGGUACAAACUUACCAAAUGAGGCAGCAGGAGAACAGCAGCUGCUGUGUCCCUUCAAGCUCAAAAAUGCCGGUUUUCUCGAUGGGGUUUGGUUCAGACAAGUUGCUGUUUUUCCUCGUCUUCCCUCCGGCAGCCACGUUUUCCUCGUUGACGUUGAAAAACCUUGAAAAGCUGUUAUCGAAUGUUCCCAAAUAGGAUGUUGCGUGUACAUGCAUGUGGGGUAAAUCCAUGCCAAAGCAAUACAGUAGCUCUCAAAUGAUGGUUCCCACUGGCACACUGUACGGCAGUACCUACUAUAGGUUGUACAACAAGAGUUAGCUACUGCUGUGGGAGGUGUGGAACUAACCACAGAACUUUAUACUUAGUGAAAAGAGAAAAGGAGUUGGUAUUCUGUUUUUUUUUUUUUUGUUUUAAGUAGAAUAUAAUAAUUUGAAAUUCAUUUCUUGAACACUAAAAAGAGGGUAAUGGUUUGCUAACACUCCACCAAACAAGGGCUAACAUGUUCUUACCUCAAAGGCACCCUGGUCCGUCAUAGGAGGAACUAUUCAUGUUAAUAUGCAAUCUUUCUAUAUAUACAUAUACAUAAUUUAUUUUUUUGAUUGUGUGAGAAUUUUGUACUUGUCUUCAUAGCGGAAAGAAUUGGCGUUCUGUAAAAAAAAUAAAAAAUCACAUUCAGGCAUCGAGAGCAGAUUUUGAACUUGUGCAACUUUAUUGCCGGCUUUGAUGAACAACUACAAGCGGUGUUACUUAUUUUAUGUUCAACUACCUGGGAAAAUAUAAGAAAAGUGCAACAAUGCAGUCAUGAAUUAACAAAUGAUUUCAAAUGUAUAUAGUUGAUGACAUAGCAGUCGUAAAAUGUACAUUGCGUAAUAACUGAAGCUUUAAAUCGAUUUGUAACCUUUUGCUUCUUGGACGAGCGCACUUAGUUGCUGUCAAACAGGGAAGAGUUGAAGAACCUCUGAAGUAAGAAGAUCUGAUAGGAUUUAUUUUGUCAGCCAGCGCUGACAAGAGAUCCACACAGCUUUAGACUUUAAAUACCCUCCUAACAGAGGAGGUAGAGCAGGCUACCAAAGCCUUAUCAUACCAACGUGCAGGCGACUUGUACUCAAGGAGAGGAAGCCAUCGCAUCACCAAGUGUUUGAUCGUUUAAGCUACGCUGCCUCUUUAUGCAACAGUGAGAUGAAUCAUCGUUUGAUGUUCACGCAGUGUGAAUCCCCCUUGAAAAGAUUUCCGCGUAGAAAACUGAACUGAACUCUGAUCCAGUCCCAGCAAUCUCAUCCUCAACCUCUCUGACACAGUUUUAGCGAUGGGUCAGAGGCGGGCUUUGGCUCUCCUCUUCCUGUUACACAAUGUCAUCUCCGCUAAUCAAGGGGGCCAUCAAUCAAAGGCACUUAAUCCUCUCAGAAUGGCUUUGGGGCCUGGAAUCUACCUUUUUUGGCUGUUUGAGGUGAAGCAGGGGCAGCUGCAGGAGCUAAAGCUGUCGACAGACAGAGAGAGAACAUCAACUGCUUAACAUUUACCUUGCACAACUUUAAGAUGGAUGGAUCCACCUAGUUUUGAGUUGAGCGAUGGAAAAUAAAUCGCCCCUUGCUUUGUAUGCAAAAUAAAGCACUAUAUACGGUGAAAAAGAAAGUGGUUGACGAGCAAGUUUGUUAACCAUUUUCUUUUUACAUGGUGCUUUGCAGGGCCGGCCCAAGGCAUAAGCAAACUGAUACCCCAAACAUUUUAAGGUAUUAAAUAAAUAUAUAUAUUUAUAUUUAGAUAUCUAAGUAGCAUUGAACUUAAGUUAUUUGUUCUAAGUUUCAAAAAAACCAAAGUCAUUAAACUGGUUGUUGGGAGGGCGGCCCCCCCAAAUCAAAUUCAGCGUAAGUCCCCAUAAAGGCUUGGGCCGGCCCUGCAGCUGUCACUCAGACUAUAGAAGUCUAUCAUGUGAUGUAUGCAAUGGCCUCUGCUGUAUGUAUGUAUGCAUGUAUGUGUUAUGAGAUGUAACUUGUAAAAGCAAAUAAAGGAAUUUAUGGAGCGUAA
Solea solea (common sole) is the source of this 5336-nucleotide messenger RNA. It is a transcript of the gene pde6c, whose product is annotated as phosphodiesterase 6C, cGMP-specific, cone, alpha prime. The coding region runs from base 180 to 2729 and encodes 849 amino acids. The record is from RefSeq and is a predicted model, not a curated record. NCBI's taxonomy places the organism in Eukaryota, Metazoa, Chordata, Actinopteri, Pleuronectiformes, Soleidae. The transcript is spliced from 22 exons. Gene Ontology annotation, molecular function: protein binding; 3',5'-cyclic-nucleotide phosphodiesterase activity. Gene Ontology annotation, biological process: visual perception; signal transduction.